Molecule: messenger RNA, 2570 nt
Organism: Sphaerulina musiva SO2202
Lineage: Eukaryota; Fungi; Ascomycota; Dothideomycetes; Mycosphaerellales; Mycosphaerellaceae
Exons: 1
Coding region: 43-2517 (824 amino acids)
Source: RefSeq, a predicted model, not a curated record
CUUGAAGGUGGGACUAUCUUCGUCACAGACAAGAUUGGAAGCAUGUAUCCGAAAGACGGCCUUGCCACGGAACGGCAAAUUUACAUGUGCAUGGAAGACGUGGAUCGCGAAGGUACCAUUCCGCCAGGCUCGGAAAUGCGGCCACAGGGGUUUAAGAAGAGGCGCUGGGCGGAUCUGGAUGAAGCAGAGCAAGCAAUCCUGAAGCGGCGGCGAGCGGAAGAAGAGCGAUAUGGUGCUACCAUAAAUGAACUUGAUCCGGAUACUCCUGUCAUGUCACGUGAAGUAGGGAGCGAGGAUCUGGCUGGAAUGGAUAGCACUCAUUCUGCAGAGUCAACCGAGGGCGAUCGUGUUGAUGCAGAUGGGUUCAAGAUACCUGCGAAGCCUGCUAAGAGCUCUCAGAAACCAAGGCCACUUACUGUCUGCAAAAGCAACCCUGCAGUGCUUGUCUACAGCUCACAAGAAGAUCUCCCCACUCCUGACUCCACCGACAGGCGCCUGGGCGGCAGUACGCCACCUUCUGCGCAGCGCUCCCCUCGGUCGCCCGACACUGACGAAAUCAUUGCUAGCUCGCAAGGACCCCGACACGCAUUCGAGCUACUGAACAAGAAAAUUCACGGCUCUUCUAAGAGGCAAGGCAGCAGUAGGAAGAUCACUUGGUCGCCAGCCGAGGACGAUAUCCUCCGCCAGGGAAUCAGAGAAAACUGGUGUUGUAAGGAAAUCUCCGGAGCACUGUCAGGCCGUUCGGAGGGAGCUGUUCGAGCCCGAAAGAAGCUUCUCCUCGAGGCGAACAAGCUGCAUCUGCGACCCCGCCACGCCAGUAAGAAUAGUCAGACAUUGGAACUCAGCUCAAGUCCCCCGAUCGCAUCUGGAAGUACUGUGCCUCAAUCAAGUCCAUGCGAAGCUGCUGCGCUCGCGGAGCAUCAAUCGCCAGGUACAGCACCCGGCCAAGGCCCCAAACAACAAUCCGUUUGUAAAGGAUCGAUCGGCUGGAUGAAGCUACCUUCUCUGCCAAAGCCCGUGAGAAAUGUUUCGCCGCCUGUGUCUGAGCCGACCACCGAGCCUGCGAGUGAGUCAGUGAUCGAACCUGUAGUCGAGCCGGCGAUCAGGCCCCUGCCUGUGGCCGAGCGCUCCUUUGGACAGCCUGCAACUCCGCCAGAAUCCCACACAUCCGAAACGAGUACUGGAAAGCUGCGCGCACCCAGAUGCACCCUCAGCGCAGCUGCACGCCUACGCGAAUCGAGGGAACGUGUCAAAAACGCCCUGAAGAAGCCGCGAGUCCGUACAGGAGUUGAGCGUCAGACCGAUCACGUAACGGAAGUACCUCCUAUCGAAGUCAGCAUAUCUGAAGAUUCUGAGAUUCCACCGGAUCUCCCAGCUGCAUUGGACGCACCAGCGGACCACGAAGUUGCGGUCCUGCAUGGUGAUGCUGAUCAAAUUGCGGGCGGGGCGGAGCAUUCCUGUGGAGCAGACGUAUCGGAGGUGCCCAACGUGCCAGAAGGGCAUGAAGUGCUCGAAAAAGCGCAAAAGCCCCCGAUGCUUGAAAAGCAUGCACAGGCUCCGCAAACGCCAGCUGUCCCACAGGUGACCAGAGUUGAGCUGAAUCACCAAAAGCUCGAUCAGGCCGUCCCGGAAAUCACUUUGCCGCAGCGCAAGAAGAACCGUAUAUACCGCAAUCUUUCCGACAAGCAACGUUGGAAGGACGCUUUGAAUAUCGCAAAAGGCGACAGGACCAGAGCCCAGCAUAUAUUCGUUAUCGAGCUUAACAAGGAAGAUAUGCUCGAUGCAGUAGCAUCAGACGACAAGGCAGAGAUUGAGCGUCUCAAGGCCCAGCGCCGUCGCUUGGAGCGCGAGAUGGCCGUUGCAAAUGGUCUUUCUCCGCCCAAGAGGCGCGUGCCCAAUUCGUUUUCUAGUAUAGAGAGCUCCAAGAUGACAAAAGAAGAUGCAGACGAGGAGGUUAUCAGGGAUGACGACUGGACGACGGACGAGGAAGUGGCCUUGAAAGAAGACUACGAGGAUUACGAGGAGGAGAAGGAGGACGUUGUCUCCUCUGAUGGGGAGGAGUUUUGUGAUGUUGAAGCGAAACUCGAAGGUCCACGAGUUAUCGAGAUGCCAGUCACACCAUCCCCUCCGCCAGCUCCCGCCGAAAAGACGGAGGAGAAGCCCCCAAGACCAAAUCCUGCUCCUUCUUCUGCGUCGGAAAUGAGCGAUAAGCGCAGGCGGAACCGCAGAAAAUCACGCAUCAGUGAGACGACGUCCCGCCAUGAUUCCUCUUCCACGGCUGCACCACCUGCUGCACCACCCGCUGCUGCUGCACCACCCGCUGCUGCUGCAGCUGCCGCACCCACCCCGGCACCUAAGCACCGAUACCGCAACAUUAUCGAUCCGCCCAAGAGACGUCUGACCAGAGAAGAGGCCGUGGCAGCUCACUUGGCGGAGUGUAAGCGGAGAGAAGAGAUGUAUCUGCACAACGGCGAUGACGACGACGAUGAUGAUUCAAGUUCGACCAGCUCGUCGUGAUUCUUCAUAUAUUAUUAUCAUUACUAUUAUUAUUACAAAGCACAUUGUUCAUU